AGCUAUGCCCCCACCGUGUUUGAGAACUACACGGCCAGUUUUGAGAUCGACAAGCAGCGGAUCGAGCUGAAUAUGUGGGACACCUCAGGCUCGACCUACUACGAUAACGUCCGCCCUCUCGCCUACCCUGAUUCGGACGCUGUUCUCAUCUGCUUUGACAUCAGCCGUCCAGAGACCCUUGAUAGUGUUCUGAAAAAGUGGCAGGGGGAGACCCAGGAGUUCUGCCCCAGUGCCAAAGUGGUUCUGGUGGGAUGCAAACUGGACAUGCGCACCGACCUGAACACUUUGCGGGAACUGUCCAAACAGCGCCUGAUCCCUGUCACGCAUGAGCAGGGCAGUCUACUGGCCCGGCAGUUGGGCGCCGCGGCGUACGUGGAGUGCUCUUCCAAGGUGUCGGAGAACAGCGUCCGGGACGUUUUCCACGUGACCACGUUGGCCUCUGUCAGCCGCACGCACAAGCACCUCAAGCGGAGCAACUCCAAACGGGGGCUGAAGCGGGUCUCACAGCUGUCCGGGAGGACGGACUUGUUGACUGACUCCGAGAUCCACAAGGACCGUGCCAAGAGCUGCCUGCUGAUGUGAGAGGAGAGGAGCCACC
Gekko japonicus is the source of this 598-nucleotide messenger RNA. RefSeq names its product Rho family GTPase 2 (gene RND2). The record is from RefSeq and is a predicted model, not a curated record. NCBI's taxonomy places the organism in Eukaryota, Metazoa, Chordata, Lepidosauria, Squamata, Gekkonidae. Gene Ontology annotation, molecular function: GTPase activity; GTP binding. The annotation marks the transcript as partial. The transcript has 4 exons. Gene Ontology annotation, biological process: small GTPase-mediated signal transduction.